GAACAUUUACAGAUGUUUUAACACUUAAAUACGACGUCGUUCUAGAAACGCUCUGUUGUCGACGUCGUUCUUUUGAAGCGAACCCUAUCUUCAGGAGUUCCUUUCUUCUAAACCCCCAACUUCGAACACCGCCACACACGGUGUUCAGAAUUUAUCGGAUCCGCCAUGGACGACGGGUCCGCGGCCGAGCUCGGGGUGGAAGAGAAGUUAUCGGUGGAGCCGUCUAUAUCGAGCUCAAGUGGAGCUGGACGAACUCCAGAGGAACUAGUGGCGAAAGCCAUAGCUCCCGUUAAGAGGGGCUUCCUUCGUCCUCCUCCUACCAGACCUCACUCGGCCGACGCAGAUGGCGGUGUUUCCGACGCCAAAGCCGCUGCUUCUGUCAUAAUCAAAGAAAAGAAGUCCAAGCGUCAGCUCAAAAGAGAACGUCGUCAGGAACAAAAAUCUGUGCUGCAUAUCUGUCCUGAGAUAGCGAAGACAGGAAACAUUGGUUCAUGCCCUUACAAUGAUAAAUGCCGUUUCAGCCAUGACUUAGAAGCCUUUAAAACGCAGAAACCAGCUGAUCUGGAGGGAAAUUGUCCUUUCAUGAGUGCCGAAGUGGCUUGUCCGUAUGGGUUGGCAUGUAGAUUUUCAGGUACACAUAAAGAUGAUAUUUGUAAUGGAGCUUUGAAUGGUCAGAAGAUAAGCUCAGAAAUGAAUGGACUGAGCAAAGAUGUUCAGAAGCUUUUAUGGAAAAAUAAAUUGAACUUCCCCAAGGCAAAUGCUAAACUCAAACUUCUUGGGCUGAUGGGCAAGGCCAAUUCGAAAGUGAAAAUGGAGGAUAAGGAGGAAGGUGAUCAAACUAUUUCAAAUGGUUCACAUGAUGUUGAUGAAAAUGCUCGUAAUGAGGCGGCCAAUGACUUGAGUGAUGAUGUGGAGCUCGCUCCAAAAAAACCGGAGGAUAAUGAAGAUGGUGCAUUUGUUGCUGAUGAAAUUAGGCCCCUCAAAAAGGCAAAAUCUGUAGGUGAUGAGAAGUGUUGUACUGAUGAAUUGAAUAAUGAUUCUUGUGUCUCUGUGGAAUGUAAAGGUGCCAACAUGAUGCAAAAAGACACAGAGCAAAGCUCCAGAAGGAAUGAACUAGAGGCGAAAAUGGAUAACAUUAUCACAGAUGCUGAUAUGUGCCUAAAAUUACACUCGCGUGAAAAGAAAUUGAUCGAUUUCAGAGAAAAGCUGUAUCUGGCACCUUUAACCACUGUUGGGAAUCUCCCUUUCCGAAGGAUUUGCAAGGUGUUGGGAGCAGAUGUAACAUGUGGGGAAAUGGCUAUGUGCACAAAUCUCUUGCAGGGUCAGGCUUCAGAGUGGGCACUGCUAAGACGACAUUCAUUGGAGGACUUGUUUGGCGUACAGAUAUGUGGGGCACAUCCAGAUACUGUGGCCCGGACUGUAGAACUUAUUGAUCAAGAAUGUACAGUUGACUUCAUUGAUAUAAAUAUGGGAUGCCCAAUUGACAUUGUUGUUAACAAAGGUGCUGGGUCAGCUCUUCUUAUGAAACCACUGCGGAUGAAAAAUGUUAUAAGAGCAGCUUCAGGCACAGUCGAUCAACCAAUAACUGUCAAGGUGCGAACAGGUUAUUUUGAAGGAAGAAAUCGCAUUGAUUCAUUUAUUUCAGAUAUUAGAUCUUGGGGAGCUACUGCAGUAACAAUACAUGGCAGGUCACGCCAACAGCGCUACAGCAAGCUUGCUGAUUGGGAUUAUAUAUAUGAUUGUGCAAGAAAGGCACCUGACUCGUUGCCAGUCCUGGGAAAUGGGGAUGUAUUUUCGUAUUUAGAGUGGAACAAACACAAGUCUGACUGCCCUGAGCUCUCGUCAUGCAUGAUUGCUCGAGGGGCAUUAGUUAAGCCUUGGAUAUUUACUGAAAUUAAGGAACAGAGGCACUGGGACAUCAGUUCUGGGGAAAGGUUAAACAUAUUGAAGGAUUAUGUACGAUUUGGCCUUGAACACUGGGGUUCUGACACAAAAGGAGUCGAGACUACUAGGCAUUUCUUGUUGGAAUGGCUAAGCUACACAUAUAGAUACAUUCCUGUUGGUCUCUUAGAUGUUAUCCCACAACGACUGAACUGGCGACCACCUUCGUAUUUUGGUCGCGAUGACCUUGAAACACUGAUGGCAUCUGAUUCUGCAGCUGACUGGAUUCGGAUCUCUGAGAUGUUGCUCGGAAAGGUUCCUUCUGGUUUCACAUUCGCACCAAAGCAUAAAUCCAAUGCCUACGACAGAGCUGAAAAUGGUUAAUUUUGAGGAGGUGGGAUGUCUUGGCAGAUGCGAUGUUCAUUUCAUGCCUUUCCACUCACUCAAUUUAGAAGUCCCCAAGUUUGUGUUAUGCCAUGAACCUGGCAUUGGUAUGCUGCUUCAUGAAGAAAAGGCGAUUGGGCAAACGAACUUGGACUGGUAACUUCUGUAUCAUCAUCAAUGGGAAGUGCACUUUGAACUUGCUAACGUUGUCUUUUUGGUUAGCCUCGUUUUUUUUUACAUCAAAGGGCUUUAUAUUUACCCAAAGAUACUAAUAGCACAGCAAUGGGAAAUUGCAACAAUUUCAUUUUGAACUUACCAUUUAACCACACCUGCGAACUCAAAAGACUGCUAGUUAUUUAUUUAUUUAUUUCUUGUUAUUUCUAAAAAUGUUUGCAAAUAUUUGAAGCACAGUUGAUUUGAUGUGGCUUCUGUAAUGAAUCUCAAAAAGGUUUAUGCUAUGAGAGUUCUAUUGCAAAAAAACGACUCUAAAAAUGCAUGUACCAGAGCUUAAAGGUGCUCUUAUAAGAGUUUCAGGAGUUCUAAGGCUCAUUUACAACUU
Malania oleifera is the source of this 2824-nucleotide messenger RNA. RefSeq names its product tRNA-dihydrouridine(47) synthase [NAD(P)(+)]-like. Gene Ontology annotation, molecular function: tRNA dihydrouridine synthase activity; metal ion binding; RNA binding. Bases 166 to 2265 code for a protein of 699 amino acids. The record is from RefSeq and is a predicted model, not a curated record. NCBI's taxonomy places the organism in Eukaryota, Viridiplantae, Streptophyta, Magnoliopsida, Santalales, Ximeniaceae. The transcript is spliced from 9 exons. Gene Ontology annotation, biological process: tRNA processing.